Molecule: messenger RNA, 669 nt
Organism: Rhipicephalus microplus (southern cattle tick)
Lineage: Eukaryota; Metazoa; Arthropoda; Arachnida; Ixodida; Ixodidae
Gene: Tapdelta
Product: Translocon-associated protein delta
Cellular component (GO): endoplasmic reticulum; endomembrane system; membrane
Source: RefSeq, a predicted model, not a curated record
ACCACCACGUCAUUACACGUGUUCUCUCCCUCUUCAGCAACAUGGCAGCGUUGAGGUGUGUUGUGGCCGCGAUUCUCUUGGCGUUUUUCGAGCUCAGCUAUGGUAAAGUUUGCGAGAACCCCGAGGUGGUGCCGAAGGUUUACACAACCACUGAUGGGCUCGUGCUCGCAAACAUAGCAUUCAUCGCCCAGUUCCACAUGAAGUGCAAGGAAAACGUGCAGAAUGUGCCCCUGUAUGCAGACGUGAAAGGCAAGAUUGUCCCAGUGGUGAAGUCUGUCGAGAGCAACGAUUACCAAGUCAGCUGGACGGAAGAACUGAACAAGGCCCAUUCCGGAGACUACCUGAUUAGGGUGUAUGACGAAGAGGGCUACGGAGCGCUCCGAAAGGCCCAGCGCUCGGGGGAAGGUGCCCAGGGUGUGACCCCCCUUUUCACGAUCAACGUGCACCAUCCGGGUACCUACCGUGGCCCAUGGGUCCAGAGUGAAUUUGUGGCUGUGUUGGUUGCUGCACUACUGUGGUACUUUGCCUACAGUGCGAAGGCAAAGCUUCAGUCAUAGGACUUCUGUACAUGCACGCAUUCAUGUUGUUUCAUCAUGUCUGUCUUUUUGUCUCCUUUUUUUUAUACAAAAAAUAAAGGGAUCCAGUGGCACCUACAUGCCUUUCUGUCAA